GGGAGGGUGGACCCUGAGGCGGCGGGGAAGCCCCGGGGGCGGCGGUGCUCCCUCCUCAGGAGACAGGAGCCGCGGCCCCUCGCCUGGUAUGAAAGCGGGGCGGGCGGGAGGCGGAGGCGGCAGAGGCAGGCGCUCUUCUCUCCCGCGACGUGCUCCGCGCGCCUUCCCGGGACUCAGUCAGUCAGAGCCAGCGAGGAAAGGAGCGAGUGAGCGAGUGGCCCUCGGGGGAUCUUCCCGCGCGAGUCUGGGCAGUUCGCUCCUCGGUUUUGAUGGCGCUAGGACCCAGGCGGAGCGCGAGCGGGAGGCCGAGGGAGAGCGCCCCCGGGGCUGCGUGAGUCAGUCCGAGCGAGCCAGCGAGCGACCGUCCGUCCAGGGAGCGCCGUCGGAGUCGAAGGGCAGCGCGCGGUGGAUGAGGCGGCGGCGCGCGGUGGCGAAGUGGAUGGCUCGCGGGCGCCCGGGGAGCGGCUCGAGGGUUCGCGGAAAGCGGGGCGGCCACGGAGCCGAGAGCAGCACCAGCACCAGCAGCAGCUCCUCCUAAGGGGGAUCUCUCUCCACCUGCCCGCCGGAGAUGGACUUCUCAGUGAUCUUGACUGGAAUCACUUAUUCUAUGAUGUAGAAGCACAGGCUACAAUUGUUGAUGAUGGGGGAAGCAUGCCAUCACACAACAGGUGCAUAGCGUAAUGUCCAUGCUGUGCUACACUCUGAUUAUAGCAUUUCUGAUUGGCAUAUGGGCAGCACCAAAAUCUGAAGAUAAUGCGCCUUUGGGAUCUCCUGCAACAGCUGACAUUUCUGGAAGCAGUCGGACUAAAACACGCCAUAUUAUGAAACCAACCCGGCACAGAGACCAGAACCAACCUGUUGUUAGGAAAGCAGAGGACAGGGAAACAGGACAAGCAUCAAAUAAUGUAUUUGUGGAUCCAAAGCUUUUUCAGAAAAGGCGGUUCCAGUCACCUCGGGUUUUGUUCAGCACUCAGCCACCGCCUUUGUCAAGGGAUGGUCAGAGUGUGGAAUUCCUAGACAGCACAGACUCCCUCAACAGGAAUAUCCGAACCAAGCGGGCAACUCAUCCUGUACAUAACCGGGGAGAAUAUUCUGUAUGUGACAGUGUCAGUGUGUGGGUUGCCAAUAAAACCACAGCAACAGACAUCAAAGGUAAAGAGGUGACUGUGAUGGUGGAUGUCAACCUCAAUAACAAUGCUUACAAGCAGUACUUCUUUGAGACCAAAUGCAGAGACCCUAAGCCAGUGUCCAGUGGGUGCAGAGGUAUUGAUGCCAGGCACUGGAAUUCCUACUGCACCACAACACAUACCUUUGUCAAGGCAUUGACCAAGGAUGGCAACCAGGCUGCCUGGCGCUUCAUUCGGAUUGACACUGCCUGUGUAUGUGUAAUCAGUAGGAAAAGUGAAAACCUCUGAGAUUGGCCAAGCCCGCCCUUCCCCCUUUGCCACUUCCACCCGGCCCCCUACCUCAGUCUGUAAAUUAUUUUAAGUUAUGUGGACUCUAUGCUAUAUUUAUAGUUUAUAUAGUAAGGAAAUAUUUAUUAAACUCUUUAAAACUG
Anolis carolinensis (green anole) is the source of this 1558-nucleotide messenger RNA. It is a transcript of the gene ngf, whose product is annotated as nerve growth factor. Gene Ontology annotation, cellular component: synaptic vesicle; axon; dendrite. The record is from RefSeq and is a predicted model, not a curated record. Gene Ontology annotation, biological process: modulation of chemical synaptic transmission; nerve growth factor signaling pathway; peripheral nervous system development. Lineage: Eukaryota; Metazoa; Chordata; Lepidosauria; Squamata; Anolidae. The transcript is spliced from 3 exons. Bases 681 to 1415 code for a protein of 244 amino acids. Gene Ontology annotation, molecular function: nerve growth factor receptor binding; growth factor activity.